Molecule: messenger RNA, 3413 nt
Organism: Notolabrus celidotus (New Zealand spotty)
Lineage: Eukaryota; Metazoa; Chordata; Actinopteri; Labriformes; Labridae
Gene: tub
Product: TUB bipartite transcription factor
Exons: 12
Coding region: 299-1807 (502 amino acids)
Biological process (GO): protein localization to cilium
Cellular component (GO): cilium
Source: RefSeq, a predicted model, not a curated record
AAUGAAAGAGGCUACCUCAGCAUCCACGCGUGCACAGUGGUCUGACAGCUCGCGCUCCCCUCUGAUCGGGAUGGUAUAGCCCACAGAGGGAGAGAGAGAGAGAGAGAGAGAGAGAGAGAGAGCGCGUCUGGCUCUGCACAGCCUCAUUCACAUAAAGCGGCGAUUCCUUUAACUCCGUGUUUGCAUUAGUGAAGAGGAGGAGGAGGAAGGAGGAAGGAGACGAAGAGAAGCGGUCACUGCACAGGGGUUUUGUCGUCUCACCAUCCAGUCCAGUUCCUACCAGUCCCCUGGAGAAGACAUGGAGGGAGUCAGCAGCAACAGGAGCAUGUCUUACAGUAGAUGGAGUUAUGACAGCACUUUAGACGAUGAGGGCACCAACCUGCGACAGCAGAAACUGGACAGACAGCGAGCGCUCCUUGAACAGAAGCAGAAGAAAAAGAGGCAGGAGCCUCUGAUGGUGCAGUCCAACGUGGAUGGGAGAUCUCGCACUCGCCGCACCAAACAGAGCGAGGAACAGGCGCCGCUGGUGGAGUCCUACCUCAGUAGUAACAGCAGCACUAUUUACCACGUGCAAGAGGCUGAACAGGAGGAGGUGAAGGUCGUAGCAGAUGCACAGCCGCCUCGCUCAGCCAAGAAGGGCAGAGCAUCGGCCAGCUCCACUCCACAGACGGGCAGUGACAAAAAGGAGAGGAGGGGGAAGCACAAAGCAAUCGAUGGCCUGGCUUCCCUGCAGGAUGACGGUCAGAUCCAGAUCCUGACAGUGGGUCACAGCACCACAGAGGAGGGCGAGGCGGAGCCCGUCAUGAGCUGCACUCAGUCACAGAGCAAACAGGAUCUGCGUGUCACCAUGCUCAAGAAAGGUAUAUCAAGCAGUAUGAAUUUUGACGAAGAGGAGGACGAUGAAGAUGAAAUCAGCUCCAGUUCCUCACAGCUCAACAGCAACACAAGGCCGGGCUCCGCCACCAGCAAGAAGUCAUGCAAGGAGGUGGCGUCAGCGCCCACUCCACCAGUCAAUGAUCCUUCCAUUGACGUGGACGACCUCGAAGAGUUUUCUUUGCGACCUGCACCACAGGGUGUCAGAGUGAAAUGCAGGAUCACCCGAGACAAGAAGGGCAUGGACCGAGGCAUGUACCCCACCUACUACCUUCACCUUGAGAGAGAAGACGGCAAGAAGGUGUUCCUGUUAGCUGGCAGGAAGAGAAAAAAGAGUAAGACAUCAAAUUACCUCAUCUCCAUCGAUCCCACUGAUUUGUCUCGAGGGGGAGAAAGCUUCAUCGGUAAACUGAGGUCUAACCUCAUGGGAACAAAGUUCACCGUAUACGAUAGCGGCCUGAACCCUAUGAAGAGCACCACCAGCCUGGAAGCUAGCAACCUGCGUCAGGAGCUAGCUGCCAUUUGCUAUGAAACCAAUGUCUUAGGAUUCAAAGGACCUCGCAAGAUGAGUGUCAUCAUUCCUGGAAUGAACAUGGACCAUGAGAGAGUUUCUAUCCGUCCACGAAAUGACCAUGAGUCACUGCUGGCCAGGUGGCAGAACAAAAACACAGAGAGCGUGAUCGAACUUCACAACAAGACGCCCGUGUGGAACGAUGACACACAAUCCUAUGUGCUCAACUUCCACGGCAGAGUCACUCAGGCCUCCGUCAAGAAUUUCCAAAUCAUUCAUGACAAUGACCCUGACUACAUCGUGAUGCAGUUUGGCCGCGUUGCAGAGGACGUCUUCACCAUGGACUAUAACUACCCGAUGUGCGCCCUGCAGGCCUUUGCUAUCGCCCUCUCCAGCUUUGACAGCAAGUUAGCGUGUGAAUAGAUCCCAGCCUGAUGUUCAGCUGAGAACUGGUCCAUCUGUCCCUCUUAUCAAGGGCUGUUAACGAUUCACUGCGGCUGGUUUGAGAUCUGCAAAUCACCCAGUACCUUGAAACGCCUGCAUAUCCCAAAAUGCUUCAUGGGCCUCAAGUUUUGUGUGUAUGUGUGCGUGUUUGGGGGGGGAGGUGUGGGAUGGACCUUGGGUUAGUCUUGGUCGGUAGAAGAAAACAAGCACAAAGAGCGAUCCACUUGCAAAAUCAGACUCAUUUGUAAUGAAAUGUUGAAAGCAAACACUUUUCCUUUAUAUAGUAGUUAGACAAAUUUAACAUUUAUCUGUAAAUGACAGUAAAACUAACAAUGACACAUCUGUAAGUUCUCAAAGUUGACUGGAUUUUAUGUAAUCUGCCACACAAAAAAACAAAAACAGGUCACACUCUUCCUCAAGCAUGAAUACCGGUUCUAUAGUUACUGAAUUUAAAAUAACAUGCACGACACAAUAUAUAUUUAUUUUCUUAUUUAUGUAUUUAUUACAUGUUCAUUUUGUUUUCUGCAGCUACAAGCACAUCAAUUAGCAUCACAAGAAGGAAUCUCUUUUGUAUCCCAUCCAAACUAUCAGCUGAUUGGACUUACAGAGGGUCAAGGCUUGCUGUGUUCCAGACACAGAACCCUGUCACAGUGUCAUGUAUGUGAAUGUAAAUGAUGAUGGUGCACUUUACUUUGAAGUCUGAUGUGGAUGAGAUAUAGCUGUACAUACUUUAUUGUGCCUUUGAAGACUAAUCCCAGUGUUUUGCAUAAAAUGAGCUGAGCUUGAAUUAAGUCUCUGCUGACGUUGCUGUCCAAACAUGCAUCAGAGAUAUUUCUCCGUAGCCCCUUUCAUUUAAUUUCUAACUCUGAUUUUAUUUAGAUUGAUGGUUGGAGUUGGAAAACCUCCAAAAGCUUUUAACAGAUGAGAAGGUAAAUAAUCAUUUACAUUGUACUGUGAAUCAGGCUGCAGAUAUUAUAUCCAUCAUAAUCAGGCUUAAGGCUCUGCUUACCUUCACAGAUUGACAAACUUCCAAGAAACACACAAUAACUGUGUGAUUCCCCUACAGAUUUCAUAUCUCCCUCUUUGCAUCUUUGAUUACUUUCUCCUUCUCUGAGGUGGUGUGUGGUUCAUUCCUCACCUGACUGGCUGUUUCUAUAUCACAUGGUUUAUUGCUGUUCAAAUUUUUACUCAAGGUAUUAUUCCUCUUGCUCCUAAUGGAGGCAGAAUCCUUUCUCAAAUGUAAGACAGUAUUUUGUAUUUAAUGACCUUAAAAAAAAGCUGAAUGAAGGCAAAGAACAAUCUCUGAUACCGCUACUGUUACUGUGGGUGAUGAGGAACUCUUUAUCAAAUGUACUAUUCUUGUACUCAACUGUGUUCUAACUAUUUUGAAUUUCUAUUUUAAAACUGUUGAUACUCUUGCUGUAAAGUCUGCUUUUCAUACAUGUGUCCAAGAACCAAAGGUUCUUUCACUUUCUGUUUUUAGUGCUCUUGUUGUUCUGUACAGUAAAUGGUGUACAGUUUACUGUGGUGGUACGGACACAGUCCUUUGAUCAUGACAAAUGAAAUAAAACUUGAGUUAGUCACA